AUGCCCAAACUUGCUGGAACAACAGCAAUCGCCUAUUUGUACGCCGCCUAUACAGCUCACCAGCAGGGCCGUAAUUGGAAGGGGCUGGCUGCCAGUGCUGCUUUGACGGUCUCCAUCCUUCCUUUCACCGUUAUCUUCAUGAGUUCAACAAACGACCUUUUGUUUAAGGCGUCUGCUGGAACCUUGGAUGCUUCACAGGAGGACGUGGCUACGUUGAUCGGGAGAUGGGGAGUUUUGAACUUGGUCCGAAGUCUGCUUCCUCUUGCUGGAGCGGCUUUUGGUUUCUCAACUCUGUUCAGCGAAGAAUGA
Fusarium odoratissimum NRRL 54006 is the source of this 309-nucleotide messenger RNA. RefSeq lists its product as uncharacterized. The transcript has a single exon. The record is from RefSeq and is a predicted model, not a curated record. Lineage: Eukaryota; Fungi; Ascomycota; Sordariomycetes; Hypocreales; Nectriaceae. Bases 1 to 309 code for a protein of 102 amino acids.